CUAAUGGAAAGGCGAAUGAGACGACCUCUCUCGCCUAUCGCUUUUGUCAAUAACCCAGAGCGCUUGAGCGGCUGAGCCGCCACCACCACGACGUUAGUCUCUCUCUCAAGUCUAAACAUAGUAGCCAACCACCCGAUGCACGAGCGGCCAUGCUCUCAUUGUUCUCCUCUUCCUCCUUUAUGUCUCCUCUUAUUUCCCCUAUCCGUCUCUCCAAAAGAAUCUACACCCUUACCUCCACGUCCAUUUCCCUGCAUACCCACGCCUUUGCUGGCAAUCCUUUAAGAUCCAAGACCCCAAAACCAACCGACCCCUUUUCACCCACAUCUGCUUUUGAAAUCCUCAAAACUCGCCUCUUAAACUCCAACCACCAGCAACCCUUUUCGCCUCCUCAUUUCAAAGUCUUGCCUUUCUUGAAGGGUAGGCCGCUGGCCUCUUCUUCUGGUGGUGAUACGUCACCGAAUUGGCAUCUGGGUUGGAUAGGCUUGGUUGAUUGCAGGGAUUUCUUGUCGGAAUGUGGGGUCCAGUUGAGUGUAGAGUCUUUGGUGUAUUUGGGUUCAAGGGCGGAGGAGGAUGAGGUGUAUUGGGCUAUUGAUGUGUCAGAGGAGAGUGCUCUGGUUUCUCAAUUGGGGAGAAGGAAAUUUUGUUUUGUGGAGCUGAGAACGCUUAUGGUUGCCACUGAUUGGGCUCAUGAACGAGCCAUGAGUGAAUUAUCUAUUGCUGGUCAUGCCAGGGCAUUGUUGGAAUGGCAUAACAUAUCACGUUUUUGUGGACAUUGUGGUGAAAGGACAGUCCCCAUGGAAGCUGGAAGGUGGAAACAAUGCUUGAAUGAGCUUUGUAAAAAGAGCAUUUAUCCUCGUGUUGAUCCAGUUGUCAUCAUGUUGGUCAUUGAUAGAGAAAAUGACCGUGCACUCUUAGGCAGACAGUCAAGAUUUGUACCUCGAAUGUGGAGUUGCUUGGCUGGUUUCAUCGAGCCCGGAGAAAGCUUAGAAGAGGCCGUGAGGAGAGAAACAUGGGAAGAGACUGGUAUUGAAGUGGGAGAAGUCAUUUAUUAUAGGUCUCAGCCAUGGCCUGUUGGGCCAAGUAGCAUGCCAUGCCAGGUAAUGGUGGGGUUUUUUGCCUAUGCAAAAUCACUUGACAUAAACGUUGACAAGGAAGAGUUGGAAGAUGCUCAAUGGCACAGUAGAGAGGAUGUCAAAAAAGCAUUGGCAUUUGCUGAGUACAGGAAGGCACAACAAACAGCAGCAAUCAAAGUAGACCAAAUGUGCAAAGGAGUUGAGGAAGGACAGUCUCUAGCAGCAGAUUUCAACGUGGAAAGCGGGGAACUUGCACCAAUGUUCAUCCCAGGGCCUUUCGCAAUCGCCCACCACCUCAUCUCUUCCUGGGUCAAUCGAGGAUCAACCAUCGGUGAUCAACUUCCGUUGGCGCAACGUAGUAAUUCUUUAUCGAAUUUAUAAUAGUCUCAUCCCCUAGUUUAGAUUUAGAUCGCUGAUGCUAUUUCAUUUUUCAUACCAAAAUAGUUUAUGAUUUCUGGACACUAGCAUUUCUUCAUGCCAUAGAUUUAGAUAGCUUAUGCUAUUUCAUCUUUCAUACCAAAAUAAUGUAUGUUUUUUUUGGAGACUGGCAUUUCUUCAUGCCAAUAAAAUUCCUAUUAUCCAGAGGGUUACCAUA
This is a messenger RNA of Tripterygium wilfordii, 1668 nucleotides long. Its product is annotated as nudix hydrolase 19, chloroplastic-like. Bases 150 to 1454 code for a protein of 434 amino acids. The record is from RefSeq and is a predicted model, not a curated record. Gene Ontology annotation, molecular function: NADH pyrophosphatase activity. The transcript is spliced from 6 exons. Gene Ontology annotation, cellular component: cytosol. NCBI's taxonomy places the organism in Eukaryota, Viridiplantae, Streptophyta, Magnoliopsida, Celastrales, Celastraceae. Gene Ontology annotation, biological process: NAD+ catabolic process; NADP+ catabolic process.